Dibothriocephalus latus is the source of this 444-nucleotide messenger RNA. The record is from the annotation of a GenBank genome assembly. NCBI's taxonomy places the organism in Eukaryota, Metazoa, Platyhelminthes, Cestoda, Diphyllobothriidea, Diphyllobothriidae.
CGCCAACCGGAUUCCACCUCAAACAAGGCACGUUUCGUCGGUGCUCCUCCAGCGGAAUCUGUCGGCCCCCUCCUGCCGCCCGAUACGCCAAAUACAGUGUACGGGGAUUCGUACGCUACCGGCGAACGAUUCACCCUCUUCUCCUCACCAGCCGCUUUCUGGGCGGCCACAAUCUGUCUGGCGGUUGCAACCACCGUCCUAUUUGGCCUCAUCUGCACCUUUGUGAUUGUCGCCUUCCGCAAGCGAAAAACUCCCGCCCCGGUGGAUGGAGACAGCGAGGAGGGACACAACGUUGACAUGUACUCCAGGGUAGUGCCGUCAAAUUGUCUUUCACUGCACUCCACGUUGCCAGUCAGCUGCGAGUCCAAAGCACUUCGUAUGGCCUACCAGGGUGAGUAUCUUGAUGCACACAAGAUUGUUAAGACCCUCUCCUGGUACUUCUAA